Molecule: messenger RNA, 2079 nt
Organism: Peronospora farinosa
Lineage: Eukaryota; Oomycota; Peronosporomycetes; Peronosporales; Peronosporaceae
Source: the annotation of a GenBank genome assembly
AUGGGUCGCAACCUCUUUGACUUUAACAUCGCCAAUAGCAGCAACUUGUUUCUUAGUGGAAAAGUCGCUACCGACGACCAAGUUGGGUCUGUGAACGCGUCGUUCUCAUCCACCGCCAGCUCCUCGACCGAGUCGCUCGCGAAUCAAACAUCAGCCACUUUUGCCACACAGGCGAUAGAUAUGGACGCGCUAAACCACAGCUUGGCGAUGCAACAUAGUCGCACAGCCGAACAUAGCAGCCGCGGUAACCGCAAGCCCAUGACCUUUACCACCACCAGCUCCAUCACGGGCACUAAUACCACGACAAUCGUGGCUGGUGGCCAUCAGCCUCAUGCCGCCGGUAAUGUUUCCAAUGGUAAUCCAUCUGCUGAAUGCAAGACCAGAAAGAAAUGUUCCGUAUGUGGCAAGAACUUUAACCCACUGCGGCGACGACACUACUGUCGAACGUGCACAGCUGUAGUUUGCAGUUCAUGCAGUAUCUCGAGGAGAGUUGAGAGCACGUUUGAAGGUGCGAUUACGGUGCGCAUGUGCGUGAGCUGUAAACUGAGCUCCAUUGCGUCGCAGGAUGAUUUCUACGACCGCAUCUUUUCUACGAAUGGAGGAGCUAAUCCUACCGGUACGACAGAGUCACUGCCAAGUGGCAGUGAAGAAGACUUUACGACCGAUCGACUAAGUUUUGCGUCGUACUCGUCCGGAACGGGAAACGGAUCCAAUGCGUAUAAGGACGAGUUGUCGAUGGGGACAGCUAGUUCGAACAUGGUGGACUUGCAGGGGAACACGGACAAGCGUGCAGUUAGUUCAUCAAAUCCUCCUGUCCGACGUAAAUCGAGUACGACUAGUGGCAGUGGCAAUGCAGAUGCUGCAGCUGGUUUGCAAGGACGUCACGGCUCGUUUAUUGGACCGCCGGCGGUCACGGAAAACUGCCCUUGGUGCAUGAAUGAGGCCUGUGCUCCGCUGCACGAGUACUUUGAAGUGCCUUACCCGUUCUUCUUGGAACUUGCCGACCCGUCUGCCAAGAACCAGUACAUUGCAGCCAAGCACCUUGACGAUGAGAAAGAACGUCUCCGGUCGGUUCGAGCAAUCUGUGGAACAUUGAAGGCUGGCACCUCGGCCUUGCAGACUAUCAUGCAGCUCUGUAACAUGGCUGCUAUUGCGACUUCCAGUCCGAUGGCUCUUGUUGGUUUACUGGAUAAACAUGUAUAUGUGCCGUGUGCUGAGUCGGGUCUCGGAUCGCUGGACAAGAUUGACCGCCAGAAAUGUUUGGCAGCUCACGCGUGCCGAAAUGGGUCGCCUUUGGUUUGUAGCGAUUUGACUCGUGAUGUGCGCUUCGCUGCUAAUCCAUGGCGGCGAGAUAUGCUUCAAGCGCAGUUUUACGCGGGUAUACCACUUACGCUGUCAAAUGGCCACACGAUUGGAGCCAUUGAAGUGUUUGAUGUAAUUCCGCGGUUUGCUUGCAUGGAUGUUAUUUCACAGAUGCAGACGGUUGUUCGUGGCCUUUUGCGCAAGUUUGAGGAAAUCUUGGCUAAGAACCCCAUAUCACGAGAAGAGGGCGCCGAUGCGCCGCUGAAGUCGUCGUCUUCGUCAGGACGGCGAGCACCGAAGAAUGAAAGCGAUGAGGGCAAAAAACGUACACCGCGAGCUCCGGCGCCUAGUGUACCAGUAAUGCCGACAAUUCCGCCGCCGAAAAAGUCUUCGAAGCCGCAAUCACGGGUCGCUGCUGGGUCAUCGUUAGGAUCUACACCUCAACCGCCGAAACCCACUGCAACGAAGGAAGCACCCCUAGCAGCUUCGGCAGCACCAGUACAGGCAGUAGCGCCCGCAGGAGGUGGUGAGCCUAGUCAGGAAGAUAUGGAGAUGCAGCUCAUGCAGUUGCUGUCUCAAACUACUUGCACACAGGAGCAACUGCGGAACCAGCAGGGUCAGAUGGUUAGCGCUAUCAGCAGCCACUCGAAGCAGAUUAACGAUUUGGCUAAACAGCUUGAGCGCAUGGAAUCAACUCUUGCUGCGAAGCUUAGUGGGGACGCAGACGAUGACGAGGACUCACUUUCGAAUGAGGACGUCGACGCAGCAAAUGCGUAG